AUGGAGAUGGGAGUUCCAAACGCUAAGAACGAAGAUCAUCAGUAUGCAUCAAACAUCCCUGGUGACCAGCCUCCUAACAACUUGCAACACCCCAAUCCGAUGUACCCUUCACACACACAGGACGACACAGAUCCUGUACACCAACAGAAUAGUCAAGACCCCAAUCCGAUGUACUCUUCACACACACAAGACGACACAGCUCCUAUGCACCAACAGAAUACCCAAUACCACAAUCAGAUGUACACUAUACAUACACAAGACGACACAGAUCCUAUGUACCAACAGCAUACUGAAGACCCAACUAUGAUGUACACUUCACAUACACAAGACGACACAGAUCCUAUGCACCAACAGAAUACCCAAUACCACAAUCAGAUGUACACUAUACAUACACAAAACGACACAGAUCUUAUGUACCAACAGCAUACUGAAGACCCAACUAUGAUGUACACUUCACAUACACAAGACGACACAGAUUCUAUGUACCGACAGAAUACCCAAGACCCCAAUCCGAUGUACACUUUACAUACACAAGACGACACAGAUCCUAUGUACCAACAGAAUACCCAAGACCCCAAUCCGACGUACACUUCACACACACAAGACGACACAGAUCCUAUGUACCAACAGCAUACCCAAUACCACAAUACCGAACCAGCUUCCCGGUCUGCUAGUAGUGAAGGCAACAUCUUCAACCGGCCGUCUGCAGGUAGAUAUAUGGCAAACAAAGAAACAUCUGUUAAGACAGCUUACAGUGAUGACGACCCCUACAUCCAGCCAUAUGCAACUUACCGUGGUGAAGAAGCUGAUCGUGAUGACAGUUUCGGCACUACCUACACCUUUGGUUACCCUUUCGUGGACACUACCUACACCAUUGCUCAACCUGCUGUGGACACUACCCACACUACUGGUCACCCUUCGGUGGACACUAGCUACACCACUGCUCACCCUGCCGUGGACUCUACCUACACCAAUGGUCACCCUGCCGUGGACUCUACCUACACCACUGUUCAACCUGCAAUGGACUCUACCUACACCACUGCUCACCCUGCAAUGGACACUACCUACACCACUGCUCACCCUGCAAUGGACACUACCUACACCACUGCUCACCCUGCAAUGGACACUACCUACACCACUGCUCACCCUGCAAUGGACACUACCUACACCACUGCUCACCCUGCAAUGGACACUACCUACACCACUGCUCACCCUGCAGUGGACACUACCUACACCACUGCUCACCCUGCAAUGGACACUACCUACACCACUGCCCACCCUGCAAUGGACACUACCUACACCACUGCUCAACUUGCCUACACCACGCCAUUCGUCCACACAGGUUGA
This is a messenger RNA of Branchiostoma belcheri (Belcher's lancelet), 1347 nucleotides long. RefSeq lists its product as uncharacterized. Bases 1 to 1347 code for a protein of 448 amino acids. The transcript has 3 exons. NCBI's taxonomy places the organism in Eukaryota, Metazoa, Chordata, Leptocardii, Amphioxiformes, Branchiostomatidae. The record is from RefSeq and is a predicted model, not a curated record.